Molecule: messenger RNA, 4457 nt
Organism: Haliotis rufescens (red abalone)
Lineage: Eukaryota; Metazoa; Mollusca; Gastropoda; Lepetellida; Haliotidae
Exons: 7
Coding region: 125-2368 (747 amino acids)
Biological process (GO): negative regulation of gene expression
Cellular component (GO): cytoplasm; nucleus
Molecular function (GO): transcription corepressor activity; NAD+ poly-ADP-ribosyltransferase activity; zinc ion binding
Source: RefSeq, a predicted model, not a curated record
AAGGCUCAGUGAUAUUUGUCUCGUGUGUUACUGGCGUUGCUGAUGUUGUUGGUGUUUCUUGCGCGAUUGUUUCGCUGUAUUGACAAUUGUGGUUUCUUCUUGGAUUAAGUGUUUCUGAUCCAGCAUGUCUGAACCUCCAGAAAAGGUGGACGUCAGUUCUCUGAAGGACGCAUUCCUGGAAUGUCCUGUGUGUGUGGAACAUUUCAACCAGACAGACCGACGCCCUCGUCUUCUCCAUUCUUGCCUCCAUGCCUUCUGCACACAGUGUCUUCAACAGCUUCUCGACAAGGAGGGCAACGGUGAAAUCACAUGUCCAUUGUGUCGGCGUAUUGAGAAGGUUUCUGGCACUGCUCAGAUGAUGGCCAUUGAUCCAGUGAGAGACCAGCUCGUUGAAUAUUUGCACAUUCAAAAGAAAAAACAGGUUUUGUGCAAAGAUUGCCCAGAUGGAAAUCAUGCUCGGUCAAGAUGUUUUGAAUGUGGGGAAAAUCUUUGCCUCGAUUGCGAAAAUGCACAUAGAAGAAACAGGAGCACAAGAGGUCAUGAGAUAAAGUUGUUGGGUGAGUUACAGGCUGCAUCCUGUGAAUCAUUGAAGGUGCGAACAUUUUGUUGUAAUCAUCCAGAUCGCUUUAUUGAAUGCUUCUGUUCAACAUGCGAGGCGUUGUGCUGUGUGAUGUGCGCCAUCAUAGACCAUAAGGGACAUGAAUUUCAGAAACUAGAUGAUGCAGCAGCAACCAUAAUUAAAAAAAUUGAAGGUUCAAUGAACGAAGUACAAGACAUUUUCAAAAGCCUAAGCAAUGCUAAGUCAGAAAGUGGUGAGUACGUCACAGUUGUGCAACGGGAUAAGGAGAAGUCAAUAUCUGAAAUUAAUCAGAAAUUUGACGCAAUAUCAAAACGUCUGAAACAUCGCAAAGAAACUUUAAUGGGGAGCAUAGAAGAUCAAAGUGAGAGGCUUAUCGCUGCUGCCAAUACAAAUGGAGCUGCAUUUGAUGAAGGGUUGGCAGAAAUUGAAUCAACGAUGACUUACUUCUCAAAUGUAAAGACAAAGGCCGACAACGUUAAUAUUCUACAGAUACAGUCUUCAUUGAGGAAGAAAAUUGAUCACCUAACGCAUAGAUAUGGGGGUAAAGAAAUACCGAAGAACACAGAAAGAUGCCACUUUGAAGCUCAACAUGAGGAAAACAUUCAUCAGGGGAUUGAUGUAUUUGGCGUUGUAAGGAGUAGAGGAGCAGAAGGCCUGAGAAUGACUGAACCUGAACGACCAGCUGUUAAAAAGAAAACACUUGGCGUGGCGUGCAAAGCAAACAAUCAUAUUAUUCAGGAGGACACACUUAAACUAUGGUCCCUAGAUGAGAUCAAUGAUCUCAAAAAGAUUGAACAGGAGUGUGGUGUUUCUAUCACUGCAAACAAAGCCUUAGGACGUAUCAUUCUGUAUGGGUUAAAGCGCAAUGUUACUGAUGCAAGCGGAAAGGUUUACCAGAAGAUUCGAGAGUUGGAGAGGAAGCAUAAGGAAGAGGACUAUGCCGACGAACUACAAAGAGUUGUGCAGUGGUCAUUUGUAGAGCUUACAGAAGAUGGAGAAGACCAAGUUGUUGACUAUGAUAAGAACGUUAAUGUGAUGUUGGAAAGAGCAUGCACCAAACAACAAAAGGCGAAGUUGGAGUAUGAGGGAUUUACCUUUGAUUUCACCAAAUGGGUAGAGUAUCCUUCAGAGGAUGCGACUGACACGGUAACAAUGCUUCGUCGAGAUAAAGUUUCAGGAGCGUCAGCCCAGUUCCCCAGCACAUGGGUUGGCAUGAACUCCACAGAUGAUUUUAGGCUUCUUCAGGUACAAAAUGGGAAUCAGGAAUUUACCAGGGUACGCCAGACGUUUACAGACGCAGUCGGAAAUAUGCCUGUCCAGAUUCAAAGGAUCGACAGAGUGCAAAGCAAGACCCUCUACCAACAGUAUCAAGCCAAGAAACAACAGUUGGAAAAGCAGAACCCUGGAACAACGGUAGAAAGGACGCUGUGGCAUGGAACUCCACAGGCGGCAACCGUGAGCAUCAUGACAUAUGGCUUCAACAGGAGCUUCUGCGAUAAAGACUGUAAUGCCCUUGGGGCAGGAGUUUACUUCACCUCUGAUGCCGCCUAUGCUUCUAGAGACCGCUAUGCCCCGGCCGAUUGUCAGGGCAACCGAUUCAUGUUCCUCUGUAAAGUACUCACAGGAUCAUACACCCAGGGCCAACCUCAAAUACGAACACCACCACAAAAGGACCCUGUUAAGCAAGAACUGUACGACAGUGUUGUAGAUGAUCCAGCAAAUCCAAAGAUCUUUGUCGUAUUCAGUGAUACGCAGGCAUACCCUAAGUAUCUUAUUUCAUUCCAGUAACAAUGUGUUUAGGAACUGAUUUGGCAUGUCACUAGAAAAAUGGGUAUUUACCAGCGUGAAUCUUGUUAUUUUGAACUUGCAAUAGUAAUUCGGGAUCAAUAUCAUCCUUUCCUAAUUGUUUCGUCAGUACUCAAUGAGAGUCAUUUCAGUAUUGUGUAUGUCUUAAUUUUAGCGCUAGCCUCUCUCAGGAACUAGCACUUGUAAAUGAUUUAUUGAAUAAUGCAACUUUUGCUUUUAAUAUCUGUUGCAGUAGUAAGUGUAUAAUUAUAUCAGUGUUUGUGGCUUGUAUAUUUUGAACUGGUAAGUACUUUCACAUUUGGUAAUAGUAAACACGAUUUGCUUGCUUUUGAAUUCCAUGUGAAGUGUCCGAAAACACUCACUACAUUUGGUCAUAAUACCCUGUGAAGAAAGAUUCAAAUGCAUGGUAGUGCACCAGAAAGGUUUAGAAUUGUAUGAAAACUAGCUCAUUCAAGAUGAUGACGUUUUGACUGUGAUAAGAAAGACUAUGUAGCGUUAGAAGGUAACUUGGUUUAGGGAAAGUUAUGCCAUUACCUAUUAGCUGUCCAUAUCAUGUAAACAUUAAUAGGUUAAUGCUUAAACAGAUUUCUUUAGUUACUUCCAAACUUCUGAAGCUUGUACACCCUAAUGCCAGAUGCUACUAGCAGGGAAGGACAUGCUUUCCCUUUCAGCGAACACCUGAUGCCAUCAGGUUCAGUGAUCCAAUUUUGCCUUCCAAGUGUUAACGUUUUAUGUUUAGUUCUGUCUUCUUAGGCCCAGGUAUUUGCUUAAUAACAGUUCAUAGAUAAAUCAUAACAAGAUCUUUAAUAUCUACUUCCACCAUAGGAUGCUAUUCAUUUUUCUGAUAUUUGUAAUGUUUUAUUCAUGUAUGGGAGGCCACAGGCCAAUGUACAUUUCAGCUGUAAAGUAAAUAAAUUUUCAGUUUUGCUGUAUUCCCUUCGAAAUCCGCCCUGAGCUUCAGGAAUUGUGUCAUAAACUUCUUCUGUUAUCAGCAACGUUCCAAAUACAUCCAUCAUCGUUAUUCCUGUAGAAUUAUAAAUAUCAUUUAUAUUAUUUUUCUGAUGCAGAGGAAUUAUUAUACCAUUUGCCCACUCAUGUGUGAACACACCGUUAUGCAUUAUCCUAAAUACAACUAUAGUUGAGCAAUUGCAAAGAAAUGCUGCAACAUUUCAUAUCGGUCCUGCCGAUUUGCCCAAUUUAAAGUUGUGUGCGGCUUAUAAUACGUCUUCAGUUAUAUCAGGGUUCAGGAGAUUUUUCACAACACGAUCGUUACAGAAGUCACACUCUUCAGUAUCAUGUUUGUUCAAUAAACCUGCUCUCUCGUGAAGAGUGCCACCAUCCACAGGUACAGCAGUUAACUUAAACACAUGCCGAAAACAUUCGGGCCACUGCACAUUGGGUCAGACCCAUUAGGCUUCAAGAUAUAUAGUUUGAGACAAUUUCCGAGCUGUAUCAGCUUUCAACAUUUCCACGUUAUAUACAAGUAUUCAGUCAAAAAUACCGGUACUGUUAUCUUUCAAAGAAUUGUAAAACUCUUCAGCCAGUUGUGUAGAUUAAAUUAAAGCGACAAAACCAUGUCCAUAAUCACAUGAACUCUCUCCUAAUCCAUUGCACGAUUCCUGAUUAGUAAGCAUGUUCAUAUGAACAACUAUCAACUUGUGAUGACACUAGGUGUUCGCGAAAAGUUGAGCAAGAUUUGUGUGACAUCUUUGAAAUCUUCGUCGACUGUUCGGGGGUUCUUGUGAUAUUGUGGAUAUUAUCCCGACUUGGCUCUUUAUCCAUCCAUGGGCAGAUAUAUGAGAUGUCUCUCAUUCCAUUGAAAGGAAAAGCAAUGUAGAAAUGCCGGUAUGACAGUCUGUAAUGACUUUACAGAAUUUUACUGAAGUUUACUGGAGUCGAAACCCAUGUUGUGAAGUAGUACUUCCCAUGUUGCAUCAAUAUAAUAUAUUUCUUGAUUACUGUGUUUGACAUAAAGAUGAUGUUUAAUGAGUUAAGUGUAAUGGUAAUAUACAAUAAUAUACCAUAAAUUUCUAUUAUAUAAACACAAGAAUAAAUUGGAAAAAUGACCGAU